UCGUUUUUACAAUAUUUCAUGCUUCUUGCAGUGGAUUUGAUAAUUUGUCCGAUCUAUUUCAUUUUUAUGUGUAUGAAUAAUUAGUAAAAUAGUGGAUAAUAGUUAAGUAAAUGUGACGUCAUUAAAUGGGGUUUAUUACAAACUACACACCGCAUCAGAUUUUUCUAUUAUCUCUCCUUAUUCCAUAUCCCACUAAACAACACUUUAUUUGGCCUCUUCACUGGUGUUUACUGGCGGACAUUUGCAAUCACACGUGGAUCCCUGAAUGUGGGGCUGAGGAUGAAGAGCCCACCAGACGGAGGUUAUUCACGGAUGAGUGUGAUAUGUAUGAGUAUAACUGUGAUUACGAAAGAGAUUUCGAACCAAUAAACUAUUCCGAUUGCUUCAACAUUCGGGUAACGUGUCCCAUACCUGAACCUUGCCCAUCGAUACCACCGUGCCCCAAUCACAGACUGCAUAAAGUGGGCAACAAAUACAAAUAUGUUAAAGCACCGUUCAGAAGAGCAGAGCGUCGAAUUCGAACAACAAAUAUGCCCUUACCAAGGCACAUGCUUCAUGGAAAAAGACGAUACACACCAACAAGACACACACACACACCGACAAAACCAAAAACAGCGAAAAAGACAGUAUCCAAAACCAAAGCUUCCUUCACAACGGUUAUUUUGAAAAAGGAAGAGGUUAUUAAAAAUGGCCGACGUAUGAUGAAGAUCGUGAAACAGGUCAUAAAAAAGAUGACACUUAAGAAAGUAACCCAGGAGUAUACAAAGGACUCAGAUUUUCUGGAGUAAAGUGAUACUAAGUAAUAUUUGCAUUUUAUUGCCUCUGUGGCAAUAUUCGGUUAUACUUGUGGCGCGUGUAAAAUAUCUUCGAUAACAGUUUA
Colias croceus (clouded yellow) is the source of this 880-nucleotide messenger RNA. RefSeq lists its product as uncharacterized. The record is from RefSeq and is a predicted model, not a curated record. The coding region runs from base 126 to 788 and encodes 220 amino acids. The transcript has 4 exons. NCBI's taxonomy places the organism in Eukaryota, Metazoa, Arthropoda, Insecta, Lepidoptera, Pieridae.